Messenger RNA from Anastrepha ludens (Mexican fruit fly), 1501 nucleotides. Its product is annotated as PR domain zinc finger protein 5-like. Gene Ontology annotation, biological process: regulation of gene expression. Gene Ontology annotation, cellular component: nucleus. The record is from RefSeq and is a predicted model, not a curated record. The coding region runs from base 86 to 958 and encodes 290 amino acids. The transcript has 2 exons. Lineage: Eukaryota; Metazoa; Arthropoda; Insecta; Diptera; Tephritidae.
GCAUGUGGCAACUCAUAACAACAUGCUGUGACAAACAUAGAUAAUGUGACAAAUUACCUCUAGCGUCAACAUUUCUUGAUUAUCUAUGAUUUCUUGCUCUGCGAUGGAAUCCUGCAAUUUGUGUGAACAUAAAUAUGACAAACUAUUUAAAACUGGUGAAAAAUUGCUUGGCACACAAUUGGGCAACGUCAUAAAACUUCUAUUGGCUGACCAUCAAGUUGAAAUCCCACCAAAGUUUCUUAUCUGCAUUGAAUGUUCAUUGGCGCUUAUACAAGCAGAGAUAGUUUUAAAACGUCUUUCAAACGCCUUGUCUUGUACACGAACAUCUCAGGAUAACCAAUUGAAGGCUCAGAGCAACGUUGAACCGGAAGGCCAAAAGAGUAAAAAUUUAUAUAAGUCAACAAAGGAAGGACAAAAUGAAAUUGUCUGCGAUUUGGAUAAAUAUUUAAUUGAUUUGAAGUUUAAUUGUACCUACUGUAAAUUUACAACAACCAAACCAAAAUUAUACAAAAAACAUUUAAAAACCAAACAUGGGGAGGACAAUCCACGUAUUUACCAGUGCCCUCAUUGCACGGUGACAUAUCAACGUGCGAAUGCAAUACGAAAUCACAUUUCUUUCGUACAUGACAACAAACCGCGACCGAAACGACAGCGCCGUAAAACUAUUGCCGUUGAUACGCCGGCAUUGCUGAGCAGUACCAGCCUUCACAAUGAUGUGGAUAAUGAUGCUUCAGAAGCUAACAAGACAUGUGAUGGUAACCAAGGAAAUGGUGGAAAUUUGCCUUAUGAAUUUGAUUGCGCCCAUUGCAAAUAUAAAACGGUGCAUUCAAAAUGGUUCAAGAAACACUUACAAGUCAAGCACCAAGUCGAAGAUGCCAGGAUAUAUAAGUGCAAGCAAUGCCCUAGUACAUACAGUAAGGUGCAAAAAUGGAACAUAAAUAACAUAAGUUACGUUUAGUACCAUAUCUACGCAAACAAGCUUGUUUAUUUGAUUGCAAUUGUACGUGUAUUAUAUAAUUAGUGUGUAAGCUUUCAAAUGAGCCCAUAACGGUUAAAAUCUAACAACAACAACUACUCAUUGGAAGAGCUGAAAAUAAAAACACAAAUGUUCCAAUUAUGCACCGCUUACUUCGUUGUUGUUCAAUGCUUAAUUUUAACGGUUCUUUUUAAAUUUGGCUGUGGUUUCUUUUGUUCUUUUUCUGGAAUUGGUGUCAUAAAGUGUCAAAGUGUCAAGUCAUUAAUAAAUAAAACUAUAAAACCAAGUUUUGAAGAAAAUAUUGUAAAAUCUGUGCGGGACGGGUUGUCUAUUCGAAAAUGUGCCCAAAAAUUCAAAGUUAGUCACACCAAAGUGCAAAGGCUUAAAAAAAACAUGAUUUAUUACAAGUUAAACAAAAUCCUGGGCGUCCACAAAAAAUGACCGAGCGGGAAAGCCGGCAUUUGGCUAAACUAGUUGCAAGCGGUAGCGUAAAAAUACCGUCAGAAGGCAUUCAGACAAUGAAUU